AUGUCAUUCACGUCCAUCCCCAUUCUAGAUCUCGCCCUGGCCGGGAAUCCCGAGACAAAGCCGCAGUUCCUUGCAGAUCUUCGACAUGCGCUUCUGGAAGUCGGCUUCCUAUAUCUGAAGAAUGUCGGCAUUCCGGAGGACUUGUGGAACGAGGUCAUCUCACAGGGCAAGGCCUUUUUCGAUAUUCCCUUGGAAGAAAAACUCCGGAUAGAGAUGAAGAACGCUAACUCGUUCCUGGGCUACUCGCGGCUGUCGGCCGAGGUCACGGCCGGCGAGAUCGACCGGCGGGAGCAGAUCGACCUGUCGACGGAGCACCCGCUGCCGGGAGCCGGCGACCCGCUGUACUACAACCUGCGGGCGCCCAACCAGUGGCCGUCCGAGUCCGUGCUGCCCGGGUUCCGCGCCGCCUUCACCGACUACAUGGACCGCAUGGGCCGCAUGUCCAUCUACUUCACCUCGCUCAUCGCCGAGGCCAUCGGCCUGCCCGCCGCGGCGUUCGAGCGCUACUUUGACGAGGACCAGCAGCACAAGCUCAAGAUCGUCAAGUACCCGGACGUCGGGGAGCUCUACGGCUCCGGCGGCGGCGGCGGCGGCGCUGGGGGGGAGGAGGAGGAGGAGAAAGGGAGAGGGAGCAACCAGGGCGUGGGCCCGCACAAGGACAGCAUGUACACGUCGUACCUGCUGCAGGCGAGCCCCCACCGCGGCCUGCAGGUGCAGAACAUGCGCGGCGAGUGGAUCGACUGCCCGCCCGUCGACGGCACGGUCGUGGUGGCCGUGGGCCAGGGCCUCGAGGCGCUGACGCAGGGCGCGUGCGCGUCGACGACGCACCGCGUGCUGUCGCCCGCGGCCGGCGCCGGCGCGCGCUUCUCGAUCCCCUUCUUCCAGGGGUCGCGGCUCGACACGCGGUUCGGGGAGCUCGAGACGGUGGGCGUCGGCAGGGUGCCCGAGGAGGUGCGGGAGCUGCGGCGGCGGGUGCUCGAGGCCAACGGCGGCGGGCGGCUGGACGACGUCGAGUUCACCUUCUCGUCGGGCGGGGGGUCCGAGACGCUGGGCGAGGCGACGCUGCGGAACCGGGUCAAGAGCCACCCGGACGUGGGCGAGAGGUGGUAUCCUGACAUACUGGCGAGCAUCCGGGAGGAGCAGAGGCUGGCCAAGGCCAAGGCCGAAGAGGCGGCUGCGGCGAAGCAAGACGAUGUCGGCGUCCCUGCGGCGGCGCAGGCUGUCAAGGCGCAUUGA
Messenger RNA from Thyridium curvatum, 1236 nucleotides. RefSeq lists its product as uncharacterized. The transcript has 2 exons. NCBI's taxonomy places the organism in Eukaryota, Fungi, Ascomycota, Sordariomycetes, Thyridiales, Thyridiaceae. Gene Ontology annotation, molecular function: dioxygenase activity. The record is from RefSeq and is a predicted model, not a curated record. Bases 1 to 1236 code for a protein of 411 amino acids.